Molecule: messenger RNA, 3913 nt
Organism: Amaranthus tricolor (Joseph's coat)
Lineage: Eukaryota; Viridiplantae; Streptophyta; Magnoliopsida; Caryophyllales; Amaranthaceae
Product: histone-lysine N-methyltransferase ASHH3-like
Exons: 10
Coding region: 662-1756 (364 amino acids)
Biological process (GO): regulation of DNA-templated transcription
Cellular component (GO): chromatin; nucleus
Molecular function (GO): histone H3K36 methyltransferase activity; protein binding
Source: RefSeq, a predicted model, not a curated record
UCGUGUGCGUUCUCUCCCUCCUCUCUUCUCCGGUUCGCCAUUACACACCUACAAACAGAACUCUAAAACCCAGUUACCUACGGCCACCCAUGACUGGACGAGUGACAACCCACACCACCCACCCCUCGCCGGCAUCUCUCACCAGUCGUGUGUUGCCACCCGUCACUGCUGUUUACUGAGAAAACUCUAAAAUCCCUAAAACUCAAUUUGUUGUUCGCCUAUUCGCACUUCGCAAGGCCACUACUGGCUGCUACUGCUGCCGUGAACCAGUGAAUCGUGAAGUCAAGGCCACCAGGCCCAUAAACGCCGACGGCCCACCUCCAAACCAACCCACCUUCAAUUCCAUAUGUAUAGUUGAUGAACAUGAGUUAAAAAUCAAAACUUUCCUAAUUUACCCCUUUGUUUCUCCCUUCAUUUUUUUUUGUUAUUUUUUUAUUUUGAUUUUAUAAUUAAAUUAAAUUUAUUAAUACAGAGUUAAUUAAGUAAGAAAAUAAAAAAAAAAAAAUUCAAACUGAAAUUAAUAAAAUAAAGAUAAAAAAUUUUCAUAAAAUUUAUUUCAUAUAUUGGUGCCCUGAAGCGUUUGAAGUGUGGAUCCGCCCAAUGAAGUAGGAAUUGUUGGUCGGAGGCAAUUCAAAUCUGAGAAAUCCCAAUUUUCCCCAACAUGCGGUUAACGUCUGCAGAGAGGAAUGGGGUUGGAAAUGUAUUCAACAAGUUGAUAAAGCAAUUGGGCAAUCCUGUGGAGUUUAGACUUCCUGAUUGGAUAAAUAAACGCCAGACGGCUCCUUAUGUUUUUAUCAAACGCAUUAGCCAAGAUAGUUCAAGAGCUUUAUACAAAUCACUAAUGCAUUGUUUGGAUAACAAUUUAAGAGGGAAAGGAAUGAAAGAUAUAUACGUUACUAAGAAGCUUAAGAGGCGUCAUGAGGAUGAUGGCAUCUUUUGCUCGUGCAAUCAGUCUCCAGGAUCUAAUACUUCCUGUGGUAGAGACUGCCACUGUGGGAUGCUACUUUCUUCCUGUUCAUCAAACUGUAAAUGUGGAACUGGUUGUGUUAACAAACCAUUUCAGCAGCGUCCUGUGAAAAAGAUGAAACUAGUGCAGACUGAAAAAUGUGGAUCAGGAAUUGUGGCUGAUGAAGAUAUUAAGCGAGGGGAAUUUGUCAUAGAAUAUGUAGGAGAAGUUAUUGAUGAUAAAACUUGCGAAGAGAGGUUAUGGAAAAUGAAGCAUAGUGGUGAAACAAAUUUUUAUCUCUGUGAGGUCAACCGGGAUAUGGUUAUUGACGCCACAGAAAAGGGGAACAAAUCCAGAUAUAUCAAUCACAGUUGCUGUCCCAACACGGAAAUGCAGAAAUGGAGCGUGGAUGGAGAAACAAGGAUUGGUAUAUUUGCCACACGUGACAUCAAAAAGGGCGAGCAUCUGACAUAUGAUUACCAGUUUGUUCAAUUUGGUGCAGAUCAAGAUUGUCAUUGUGGUGCUUCUGGCUGUAGACGCAAACUUGGUGUCAAACCUAAUAAGAAGAUGCCUUCAUCUGAUGCUGCGUUGAAACUUGUCGCACGCCAGGUAGCAGAAUCAUCUUCCAAAGUGAAAGCAAUAUUAUUGCGAAAAAAUGCUCGGAAAUUGCGUCACUCGAUCUCAAAAAACUUAAUUUUCGCUGUACAAUUUGCUAAUAUUUUGCAGGUUUUUAUUGCUAAUAUUUUGGCUGUACAGUUUAUUUCUAAGUUUGGUUUUGAAAUUAUUAUUGAUUUAGAAUGUUUUAAGUAAUUUUCUAUGGAUUUUAGGAACCUAGACUAAUAAAGGUUUAGAUUAGGGUCCAAUUAGGGUCUAUUUUUUAGACCCUAAUCUCACUCACGAAAUACUUUUAUAAAUUUUUAGGGUAUGGGUCUAUACCCUGAGGGUCCAUGUCCAAACCCUAAGGGUUUGGUUCAGGGUCUAAUUUUUUGGAUCCUUAAUAUUAGGGUCCGGGUAGGGUUUAGACCCGGCCGAGACCCUUAAUGCCCAUCCCUAGUGAGGGUUUAGGUCUCGCCCCUAAGGUAUGGGAAACCCAUAUUAUAUCUGUUUUCAGGGGGUUUCAGGAUGAACCCCACUUGUUUAGAUUUUGAAAAUUAAUAAAACCAAACGAUUAUAGGAUGUGACAAGGGUGAGGUUUUAAGUCACCCUUAAGAUAUGGGAAACCCAUAUUAUAUGGGUUUUCAGGAUGAAUCCCACUUGUUUAGAUUUUGUAAAAAUUAUAAAACUAAACUAUAAUAGGAUGUAUUAGCUAAAAAUUUUUAAAUUUGAUUUCCUUGAAAUUUUGUUUUGAGCGGGAAAAGUAGUUAAUUGUAAUUGGCGGGAGAAAUUGUUAAAUCAAUUGUUUGUUGGAUUUUCUAUUAGUUUGUUGAGCUCGAUUUAUUUUCUUUUGAUUUCUGUAGCUUCUAUUGAUUUAUAAAUACAAGUCUCGUGCCUCUAGUAAGAAUAAUGCAAGCACUUAUAUUUCCUCUACGUUCUGUAUUUAUUUCCUUCUUUCCCUGAUCUUCUGCUUCUUUCUUGCUUCGUUUGCCAUUGCACUCUUUUGUCUUUAGCAAGCUCUCAUUGAGCAACUGCUAACAAAAAUAUUAAGUACGGGUUUGGAAUCUAGCUAACCAUACAUGAUACCCGAAUUCAAUGAAGCUAAUGCACCCUAGACAUUUGAGUUUCAUAAAGAACUUGUAACUUUACUAUGAACCAUGUUGCUGCAUUUGAUGCGCUAAUAAUACUUCACAAUAUUUUGUUACAUCAUGUAAGAUGUUGUUCCUCAUGACUAAGAUUCGAGUGCUCUGCAUCAACUUAGACUUUGAUUCACAUUAAACUCUAAGCAUAAUGCAACUAGUGUGUUAACUCCCGGGAUGAACAAGCAACUUCUCUUAUUGAACUUGCAGAAAGAAACAGAUAAAGUAAACUAAAGUUAUGAAUUAUAAAAGAAAAUUGAUGAGUGAGAGUAGUAUGACUACCAUUUUUCUUUUAGAAAGAGUUGAAAGUUGAAACAAUUAAGAUGAAGUACUUGCAUGGAUAUCUGUACAAUUAAAUUCAAGCCGAUUGUAUCUUGUCACGGAUCAGGGCUUGUAGAUUUGAAGUUGGCUGGACACUCAUUUUUCUUGCAAUUCCUACUAUGUACAAAGUUUAAAUGCCUAAGGGUAAGUACCGUUAGAAAAUCAUUAGAUUAACUUUACUAUCUCAGUCAAAAUGUUGAACUUUUAGGGAAGAUCAUUGUAGAUAGAAUGGGUUGUCGAAAUGCGGAUGCUUAGAUGGAUGAGGGGUCAUACUUUGAAGGUUAGAAUUCAAAACAAAGACAUAAGAAAAGUGUGCUCAAAGUUUAAAUGCCUAAGGAUAAUUUCCAUUAGACAAUCAUUAGAUCGACUUUACUAUAUCAGUCAAAAUGUUGAGCUUUUAGGGAAGAUCAUUGUAGAAAGAAUGGGUUGUCGAAAUCCAGAUGCUCAGAUGGAUGAGCAGUCAUACUUUGAAGGUUAGAAUUCAAAAGAAAGACAUAAGAAAGGGUUUAAGUGUGACAGAUAUUGAGGAUGGAUGAGAGAGAAUUAUUUAGGUGAUUUUUCCAUGUGUAGCGACAGAUUCUUGGCGAAACAAUAAGGAUGAUAGAAAAUUGGAAUUUAGGAGGAUUUAAAAGAUGGCAAAGAAGAGCAAGAUGACCAAGAGGACUUGAGUGAAGAAGGAUAUAAAUAACCGUAAUCUACGAGUUGAGAAUAAAUGGGAUCAUAGAUAAUCGGAAGGAAAGAAGGAGGAUAUUUUUGUGGACGGCCAUCGGGAUUGAGUUCUGGUUCAUGUAGCCGACCUGGUUUAAGGCUUUGGCAUUGUUGUUGUUGUGUUCAUCUCUUGUGUCUUUCUUUCUUGCCUUUGCUUUUAGUUUUCUGAUUGAAAAAUGAUUUAUUGAUUUACUAAUGGCUACUA